Messenger RNA from Triticum turgidum subsp. durum (durum wheat), 1980 nucleotides. The record is from the annotation of a GenBank genome assembly. NCBI's taxonomy places the organism in Eukaryota, Viridiplantae, Streptophyta, Magnoliopsida, Poales, Poaceae.
AUGGCGGUGGAUUUGCAAAAUGUGAUCUUGGACAACGGCAGCAAAUUCAUUCUUGAAUGCGGCCACAUGGCGAGGUUUCCAUGUCUAGUGGUGAUAGUGGACUUGGUUAGCGAUGAUGAUGUGUUCGAAUUGGACGAGGGCAAUGAUGGUCAGGUUGGGGUCUCGUCUUAUCCAGCCCGGAGAAACGCGGAUGCUCCUGGCCCGUCCAGGCUGGUGAGGCAGGACGCUGAUGGGAUGGCCAACGGGGCAACUCCUUCUGCCUCGUUAGUUGGGAUGUAUGUAGAAAUGGGUUUCCCGAAAGAGAUGGUAUUGAAGGCCAUCAAAGAGAUUGGGAAGAGGGACGAAAGUGCAGUGCUGUCACUACUUCUUGCAUAUACGGAAGAUGACGACUCAGUGGGUAGCUGCUCUACUUCUCGCCGCAUCCCCCAGCGUGUUGAAGAUGAUGAUGAUGAUGAUGAAGAAGAAGAUGAUGAUUUUGAUUUUGAAGACUGGGAUGAUGAUGUUGAUGCUGGCCAAAGGGAUCCUCACUCUGAUGGUUCUGGUGAUGAGGAGUUCCUACAAGAGAUGUCACAGUUGGACAAGCAAAUCAAGUCCUUAGUGGACAUGGGAUUUCCUGAAGAUGAAGCAAACAGAGCUCUUAGAAGAUGUGGUCUGGAUACCCCUAUGCAUGUACUGGUUGAUUCUAUCUAUGCAUCACAGCAUGACCCUGAGGUUAUGGAUGAGAAUCGCUUCAGUUCCUGUGUGGGGAGAAAGAAAGCAAGGUUCACAGAAGAUAGCAAGAAGAGGAAAAGAUACGGAGGUGGAGCACAUGGAAGUCAACCCCCAUGGGAUGGUGGUCAUGAAGAGUCAAUUUCUCUGCCAAAGCCAAUGGUGGGAUUUGGCCUACCUGGUGACCGACCACGGUCAGUGGGCAGAUGGCUUCCUGCACAUAGUAUGAGAGCACCUUUCUUCUAUUAUGAGAAUGUGGCACUUGCUACUAAAGGUGCCUGGGCAGAAAUUUCAAGAUCCCUAUAUGGUAUUGAGCCAGAGUUCGUAGACUCGAAGUACUUCUGCGCAGCGUUAAGGAAACGGGGUUACAUCCAUAACCUCCCAACUGAGGGAAGGGACCAUACCAGGGGAGCCAGCAAGAAAAAGAGAGACAAAUGCCUUGGAAAUUCAUUCCAAGUCGAUACUGUUGCUUUUCAUCUGUCAGUGCUGAAGGAUAGGUUUCCAUGUGGUAUGAACGUGCUGUCCCUAUUCAGUGGUAUCGGAGGAGCAGAGGUUGCCCUUCACAAGCUUGGCAUACGGAUGAAGACCGUGGUUUCUGUGGAAAUCUGCGAAGCGAGUAGGAACAUCUUGAGAACUUGGUGGGAUCAGACUCAGGAUGGCACUCUGAUAGAGUUUCGUGAUGUGCAGUCUCUCACGCAUGAAAAAAUCGCAUCACUUAUCAGACAACUUGGUGGCUUUGACUUGGUGAUCGGGGGAAGCCCAUGUAACAACCUUGCCGGCAGCAACCGGCACCACCGUGUUGGCUUGGAGGGCGACCAGUCUGUGUUGUUUCGUGACUAUGUUAGAAUCUUGAACUCUAUCAAGUCGAUUAUGGCGAAUGGUUGGCAAUGUUGCUCUGCUCCUUUGCAGAGCCUGGGAGAGCAGGGGGAAGGGCUGGCAAUCUGCUGCAAAGUCAAAGUGCGCAUGGAAAGCAUGGAUCGGAUAAUGGGUACUUCUAAUUUAUUCGCAGAAUCCAGUGGUGAUGGGAGUUGUGCUGUGCCAGAUCGUGCGAAGGAAGUUGCCUUAUGUCGCUCUAGAGAUUCGUUCAUACUACGGCUGUUCAUGUCGAUCCAGCUUGAGAUUCUCGACACUUUGCCUGGACGAAGUUACCUCCAGGAGAAAGGCAAGGGCGACGGGUGGAGACGAGAAAGAAAGGAUCACAUGUCGCUCCUCAAAGGCAUCAUGGAGGGUGCCGAAAGGCUGGAGAAUGUGACGAAGAUGUGUGCACCAUAG